AUGUCUCAACUGCAAACAACUGAUAUGUUUAAUGUUAUAAAGUACUUUCACACAUUUACUGAUAUGUGCAAUUCCAUUUUAGUUUCUAAAAAGUUUAAAAACUUUAUUUCAGAGUUAUUUGAAAAUCCCAUUCCCAUCACUCAAAACAUUAUUAAACAUUUCCCCAACAUCAAAAUUUUAAAUUUAUAUCAUGAAAAUGACGAGAAAAUGUUUUAUUAUCAAGAAGGUAUUAAUAAAAAGAAAUAUAAAUUUGAUAAAGUUGUUGUUUGGUACCAAGUUUCUUACAACGUGGCUUAUCACAACUCCAACAACCCAAAACUACUUUUCAAAAAGAUUUCUUACACUGUUGACGACUCUAUUAAUAUUGGCGCAACAAUUCCUGAAACAGUGAAUUCAAUCGGUGAAAAUUUCUAUUCAGAAAUUCCUUUAAAUACCAUUGAAAUACCAACUUAUAUAAAGUUCAUUGGAGACUCUUGUUUUGAGUUUUCAAAGAACUUAAAAACUGUUUUACUUGCUUCUAAUAUCGUUACAAUUGGUAAAAACUGCUUUGCUAAUUGUUUGGCGUUAAAAACAGUCGAACUUCUUAAUGUGAACAAAAUUCCCGACUUCUGUUUUUUUCAUUGCAAGACUUUGACGUCAGUGAAACUCCCAAAUUCGACUUUUCUAUUAGGCAACUCGGCAUUUAGUAAUUGUGAGUCACUUGUUCAAUUAAAUAUACCAAACGACUUAGUCUCUUUGGGAGAGUCUUGUUUCUCUUGUUGUUUCAAAUACACAAUCCCCAUACUUCCAGAAUCAUUCCAAGUGCAGUGA
Messenger RNA from Entamoeba invadens IP1, 810 nucleotides. RefSeq lists its product as hypothetical. The transcript has 2 exons. Lineage: Eukaryota; Evosea; Mastigamoebida; Endamoebidae. The coding region runs from base 1 to 810 and encodes 269 amino acids. The record is from RefSeq and is a predicted model, not a curated record.